Pyrenophora tritici-repentis Pt-1C-BFP is the source of this 2153-nucleotide messenger RNA. RefSeq names its product lysophospholipase 3 precursor. The record is from RefSeq and is a predicted model, not a curated record. Gene Ontology annotation, molecular function: A2-type glycerophospholipase activity. Gene Ontology annotation, cellular component: intracellular membrane-bounded organelle; cytosol. Gene Ontology annotation, biological process: glycerophospholipid catabolic process. Lineage: Eukaryota; Fungi; Ascomycota; Dothideomycetes; Pleosporales; Pleosporaceae.
CAAUUACUCCCUUUCCACACGUUUCGACUCUUCACAUCUUUUUGCUAGGAUGAAGUAUUCCUGUGUAUUGACUGCUUCGGCACUCACUAGUUUGGCAACUUCAUCCGCCUUGGUUCCUCGAGAAGCCAGAGUUGCCCCUCCCAACUAUGCUGUAGAAUCAUGGAAGCGCGCCUCACCACAGGCUCCUAACGGCUAUGCGCCGUCACAAGUCGAUUGCCCUUCUACGCGGCCAAGUAUCCGAUCCGCCGACACAAUCUCAUCUCAAGAGACGGAAUGGUUGAAGAAAAGGAGACCAAACACCAUAGACCCUAUGCGCCAGUUUCUAGAGCGUGUCAACAUCCAAGGUUUCAAUGUUGGACAAUACAUCGACAAGCACCGCUCUAAUACCUCCGCGCUACCCAACAUUGCCAUUUCCUUCUCUGGCGGAGGCUACAGGGCUCUGCUUAACGGUGCAGGUGCCCUUUCUGCAUUUGAUAGCCGGACUUCAAACUCGACAAGCGCAGGGCAUUUGGGAGGAUUGUUGCAAGCGUCUACCUAUGUCUCGGCGCUAUCUGGUGGGGGUUGGAUGAUUGGAAGCAUAUAUGCCAACAAUUUCACUACUGUCGAGUCCAUUGUCAACGAGGGCGCUGAGAGUCCCAUCUGGCAGUUCCAAAACACUCUCUUUCAAGGACCUCCUACCGAGCGUCGUAUCAAGCUACUCUCUACCGUGGAGUACUACGACAACUUGCUCAACACCGUGCAGAGCAAGUCUGAUGCGACGGCUGGUGACUUCAAUACGUCCAUCACGGAUGUAUACGGCCGUGGCCUUUCGUUCCAGCUCAUCAACACAACUGAUGGAGCUCCUUCCUACACCUUCUCUUCCAUUCAAGAUGACGCUGCCUUCUCGUCCGGCAACGCACCGAUGCCUAUCCUUGUGGCGGACGAGCGGGCACCUGGGGACCUUAUCAUCUCGCUUAACGCUACCAACUUUGAGUUCAACCCCUUUGAGAUGGGUUCUUUCGAUCCUACGACAUUCGGCUUCGCCCCUUUGAAGUACAUUGGUUCCAACUUCAGCUCGGGACAGCUUCCUCAAAGCCAAGGAUGUGUCGCUGGAUUUGACAACUUGGGCUUCAUCAUGGGAACUAGCAGCUCCUUGUUUAACCAAAUCUUUCUCCAAUUGAACACUGUACAGAAUAUUCCAGACAAGCUUAAAACGUUUGUCUCGAAUAUUCUGACUAAACUGGGGAAGAAUGGUGAUGAUAUCGCCGACUACUCGCCCAACCCUUUCUUCCAGUUCCACAAUGAGACAAACCCCAGCGCGAAGAACGAGCGUCUCACACUUGUAGACGGCGGUGAAGAUGGCCAGAACAUCCCCCUCAACCCAGUCAUCCAGCCGGUCCGCCAGGUCGACGUCAUCUUCGCAGUUGACUCAUCUGCUGACACCGUCGUAACGGGUAUGCCCUCCCAGAACUGGCCAAACGGUACCGCACUCAUCGCCACAUACGAACGUACCAAGGGAUCCAUCAUGAACAAGACUUCGUUCCCCUAUAUUCCAGGUCAAAACACAUUCGUUGCUCUCGGCUUGAACAACCGCCCAGCAUUCUUCGGCUGCGACAGCAAAAACGUCACCCAGGGCAACAACAUUCCUCCUCUGAUUGUAUACAUUCCCAAUUCUCCAUACACUUUCUGGUCCAACCAGUCGACGUUUGGAAAGCUAGACUACAGUCUCGAGGACCGUGACGGCAUGAUUCUGAACGGUUACAACGUCGCUACUCAAGCAAACGCGACUCGCCAGGGUGCUGAAAACUGGCCUACAUGCGUUGGAUGUGCUAUUCUCUCAAGGAGCUUGGAGCGCAAUGGCGAACCCGUUCCACAAGUGUGCCAGCAAUGCUUCACGCAAUACUGCUGGAACGGCACUACGGUUGAAACAUCGGCGCCGUACACCCCCUCGUUGAUUGUUGCUGAUGCUGCGACGAAAAAGAACGGUGUCGGCAAGUUUGUGCCCAACGCCCUUGGUCUUGCUUUUGCCGUGGCUGUCUCUGGCUACUUGGCGAUAUAAAGUGCUGUUUGAUCCAAACAGUCUUCUGGUUCGAUAUAGGGCUUGCAUAGCCGGCGCUGGAUAUAUAGUGAUACCACAUGUUUUGUACAUAGCAAUUGAAUUCCUGCAUUAACAA